AAUGGUUUAGAUUAGGGCCUUGGACUCUCCGGUACAGUAGGUGGCGGGAUGUGCUCAUACCCAUUGCUUGCAAACAGUUGUGGAGAGACCCGUCUCUGUUGUGAAACUACCUAUAUAGUGCAAUGAAUUGUUUAAUUUGUCAUGGAUAUAUUUUAUAUUCAUUCCUGGAUGGAAUCAAAGGACACACCCGGCCUGUUUGAAGACGCGUAAUAUACACGGAGAGGAAGCGCCUGUCUGAUACCCACUGAGGUCAUGGAUUUCCCAGGACACUUUGAGCAGAUAUUUCAACAGCUGAACUUCCAGAGGUUGCAUGGACAGCUAUGUGACUGCGUGAUCAUGGUAGGCAGCCGUCAUUUUAAGGCCCACCGCGCUGUGCUCUCAGCCUGCAGCACACAUUUCCGAGCUUUGUUCACCGCUGCUGAUGGAGAUGCUAGCACGAGGAUGAUCCACCUGGACUCUGAGGUGGUGACAGCUGAAGCGUUUGCUGCGCUUAUGGACAUGAUGUACACAUCCACGCUAAUGCUAGGGGAGAGUAAUGUAAUGGAUGUCUUGUUGGCCGCAUCUCAUCUGCAUCUCAACGCCGUGGUGAAAGCUUGCAAGCACUACCUUACUACCCGUACUCUACCCAUGUCUCCUCCAGCAGAGCGUGGUAGCCAGCAUCACUCCGAGCAGCAACAGGUAGCAGCUAACUCUCAUCUACAACGUUCGUUUUUGCUGCAGCAGCUUGGCCUGAACCUUGUAAGCUCUGCCCUGAGUGGAACUGAAGAUGGGGGAUCGGGGACCGGGAGGAGAACGGGUUUGGGGUGCGCGAGCGGGUUGGUGGAUCAGCGUGGUUCUCACCCGACACGACGUUUCCUGAAGCGUAAACAGCCUUUGGGCCUAAUGACUUCUGAACGGAUGCGACCGCGUAUUUCUUCACAGGUAGAGGGAAUUGUGGCAGAGGGAGAGGUCAGAGAUGGUGGAGAGGAGCUUUUUUCACCGGACUCCCAUAGUAAAAUUGUGGAUGAAGUCGUCGCUGGGGUCAUUCCCGGGGAUGGCUUGCUAGAGCAAAAUGACUAUCGAAGAGGACUGAUGCAUGAGGACAUGCAGCUUCCAAGCCAGUCGGAUGGGGGCAGGGGAGCCGGAGCGGAAAAAGCAUUGCUGUUGCCGCAUAAAGAGGAGUAUCCGGAUGCGGGGCAUCACCGUGUUGAUGGAAUAAAGAUAAAGAAUGGAGGUGGGGAUGAGGAGCAACAGCAAGACAUGCAAGUCGUGGUGAAGAGUGAGCCACUGAGUUCACCCGAGGCUGUGGAUGAGACGAGCGAUGUUACUUCCCAAGCAGAAGGGAGUGAUCAGUUUCCUCAGGUAGGGGCAGUGGGCGAAAAGCUGGAGCUGAGUCCUGAGGGCAGUGAUCGUAGCUUUUCCGACCCCCAGCCCAGCUCUGAGCUGCUGAUCAAAGGAAACAAAGGAUUAGGAGCGGGAGAGAGAGACGGAAGAGUAGAGCAGCUCUCCUGCAGCGAAGCUUUAGAUUCCUCCGGAUUACACAUCUCCAGUUUCUUGGGUGCGAAGAGCUUUGCCGGCAGAGCGGCAUCCUCUAACCUUGCCAGUAGCAUUGACAAUGUUCCCAACACUACAACUGGAGAUUUCCAGGCGGACCACGAUUCCUCUCGCUUUUUCUUUUCAGCCGAUUCCGUCAACGCUGCAUCUUCCUCAUCACUGCACCUCCUGACGGGGGAGGCGCAGGUCUGCUCCGACCUGCAGCCAGAGUCUCUCCUGCGGUCUGCGCAUGAUGGAAUAGCAUCGUCCUCUUCGUUAGCGUCUCGUGGUGGAUCAGUAGACCAGCUUGCGUUGGAGUUCCAACGCAACAUUUUGGGAUUGCAGACCCUUCCUCGGUCAACCAGGGGUGGCGGCGGAGGAUGCAACACGUACCGACGUAUUGCUCCCAAGGUUUCAGUGGGAGGUGCUUCAAUGCACAUGGAGUGUGCUCAGCAGCAAGAUGCUGCCUCCUCUUCCUCCUCAAUGCUUCUGAAUGGGGUAAACUUCGAUUCUUCUCUUUCUGUAGGUCAAAACACUGCCAACUCCAAUUUGAACCCGUUACCCCAGUUAACCAGGGCUUCUGCGGAUGUCCUAUCGAAGUGCAAGAAAGCACUUUCGGAGCACAACGUACUAGUGGUGGAGGGAGCCAGGAAGUACGCCUGCAAGAUCUGCUGUAAGACUUUCCUCACUCUGACAGACUGCAAAAAACACAUCAGAGUUCAUACCGGAGAGCGACCGUAUGCCUGUCUAAAAUGUGGCAAACGCUUUAGUCAGUCCAGUCACUUGUACAAGCACUCGAAAACAACCUGCUUGCGAUGGCAGGGCAACGAUAUGUCUAAUGCCCUGCUCUAAUUUCCAGGCACUCCCAAAACCAUUUAAAGAUGGUCGCGCUAACUUGAUUGUAUACAGAGACCUGUGCAACACAGUAUUACAUCUUGACACCUGCUUGGUGGUAUAUGACGUGUAAAAUAACCAGAUGUAUUCAUUCAAGUAGUAGCUAUUUAAACGGUUUCAUCUCUGUAAAGCUCUUGUUAAAGGGAUAGUUCACCCCAAAAUUAAAAUAAGCCCAAAUUUUGCUCCACCUUAAGCCAUUUUAGGUGUGUAUGACUUUUUCUUUAACCCAAACACAGUUGGAGUUAUAUUAAAUUAAAUAAUAUUCUGGCUCUUUUCAGCUUUAUAAUAGCAUUGGAUAGUGCCCCAUUUUAAUGCUCUAUAAAGUGCACCCAAAAACUGAACCAUACAGUUAUUAAAUAUCUUCCGAAUUAAA
This is a messenger RNA of Misgurnus anguillicaudatus (oriental weatherfish), 2779 nucleotides long. RefSeq names its product zinc finger and BTB domain containing 5 (gene zbtb5). Lineage: Eukaryota; Metazoa; Chordata; Actinopteri; Cypriniformes; Cobitidae. Gene Ontology annotation, molecular function: DNA-binding transcription factor activity, RNA polymerase II-specific; protein binding; RNA polymerase II cis-regulatory region sequence-specific DNA binding. Gene Ontology annotation, biological process: regulation of transcription by RNA polymerase II. The record is from RefSeq and is a predicted model, not a curated record.